Messenger RNA from Chelonia mydas (Green sea turtle), 1363 nucleotides. It is a transcript of the gene KNSTRN, whose product is annotated as kinetochore localized astrin (SPAG5) binding protein. The record is from RefSeq and is a predicted model, not a curated record. The transcript has 9 exons. NCBI's taxonomy places the organism in Eukaryota, Metazoa, Chordata, Testudines, Cheloniidae. Gene Ontology annotation, biological process: regulation of attachment of spindle microtubules to kinetochore; mitotic sister chromatid segregation; spindle organization. The coding region runs from base 16 to 924 and encodes 302 amino acids. Gene Ontology annotation, cellular component: mitotic spindle; kinetochore; centriolar satellite.
CUUUCCCCACUGCGCAUGUGCACACGCCACCCGCGGGCUUUGCGCCUGCGCGGCCUCUUCGCCCCGCCCUUUCGUCGCCGUUCCCACUUUCAAACGGCAGCGGGAACAGCGCCCACCCAGAUAGCCCUUGGCGUCCAGGCGCGCGGCGGCUCGCGCCGCGGGGACCGGCAGGCCAUGGAGAGCGAACAUUCCAGGAUCCCGGUCUACAGCUUCCAUCCGCCCACAGCCCUCUCCCGCAGCGUCCCCGCAGAUAUACAGACGCCAUUUCCAUCGAAGAAACAGCGUAUCAACAAAACAGUUGAGCCAGAAUUCAGCAAAGAUCCCAAUUUCACUUUUAGCUCAAAUGUUCCAGAGGAUGGUGUCUUCAAAGCCAAAAACCAAGGUCUCUGUAGGUCUACCAAGAAAGCAGAGCCUCUUUCUAAAAAGACAGCAACAAUUGCACGAGGACCUCUGAGCCGAUACAGAUUGGAGACAGAGCUAAAGACGAAGAACCAGUUGUUGGAAAUAGCCAAACAACAACUGCACUCAAAGCUGGCAGGAGCACAGGGCACUAUAAAAGACUUGAGAGAAAAGAAUGAAGUCCUGGAAGAAGAAGUUCAAAAGCUGAAGAAAUUUCAAGAAAACUGCAUGGUGAUUUUAGAAAGCAGAAAUAUUGAUCCAGUUACAGGCAAUGAAAUCUUGGAGGAAGAAGAUACGAAGGAGUGUCAGAAGCAGACAAUGUUGCUGACAGAGAAGCUUAAAGAAGAACUGAGACUAUUCAGCCAAAUGGCUGCAAAACAGGAAGAGCUUCUGACAGCAACAGCUAUGUGGAAACUGGCAGAGAAUGAUAGAAACAAUUUCCUGGAGAAGCAGCUAUCCUUUCAGAGAGAAACAGAAGAGUAUGCUGCCACUGUUGAUCAGGUGGAGCUCCUCUUGGACACAUGAGGAGUAAGGACUAAUCCUUGUGUCAUGUUUGUGCCCUUAUCAACUUCUCAUGACAUAUAUGUGACUCUGAUCCAGGAGCAUCGUUUACUGUCAACAACGGAAUUAAAGGUUACUGAUGGGUCACAGAGUACACCAAAGCCCCUUUUUAAGAGGACUAAUAAACCUAAAAGAGAUGUAUUAAAGUCAUUCCACCAUAGAGGUUCCCCUUCAUAGCAUAAAUAUAUAUAACUUUUUUUUUUACUCUUUUGUAAAUUUUUUUACAGACAAACCUUUCCAGCUUUGUGACUUUACCUGUAUUGCUUAAUCAAUUUUAGUUUCAAAUAUGUCUAUCUCUAUGGGGAAAAUAACCCUGCUUUUUAGGCUUGUUUUAAUGCCUGCCUUCUGUUGUUCAACUGUACUUUCAUAUUUCCAGUAAAUGACUUAUUACUUCCAACUCUGA